CCUUCGCGUCGUUGGUGAAGUAUCUGUUGCACGACGGGCAAAUAAAUAUUGGCCCGAGACAAAAUCCACGUCUUGCGGCAUGCGCUGACUUAUGUUUCUGUGUCGCCGCCCUUUGCUUCAUCGACUGUACACCUUGCAACCAAGAUUAACACCAGGAUUACCGUUUCUCUCAAAUCGCGCCCAUUUUUCAUCCACAUAUGGACUACCGAACCCCCAUCCUAAUACAGACGAUUCAGCUUCUUCCAGCUCGGCUGAAACGAAAGAUGUUGGAACGCGAACAUGGACUCCUGUCAAUAUGACUUUACAAGAAUACAUAUCUUCCCGGCCCAAGGCAUGCCACAAGGUGCACAUAGCUACAUUGCUUCGCCUUCUGAAAGAAGCUGUCAAGAGCAAUAACAAACUUGCGGUAGGAUACGUUGCUGCCGACAUAUUACACCUACGCGCGGAUCCGGAGCGAAACCGAGCGCUGCGACACCUUAUUCUCGACACCGAACAUAGGCUCAUUUGGCCUAAUACUAUCUUGGCCAUACUUAACGCGCUUGCAUGGGGUAGUCAACUCGACAAGUUUACUGACUACCAUCUUAAAACGCUUGCACAUCGCAUUACGGUCGAACGUGAACGGACGCCUUUUGCUGGUGAUUUUAGUGUCUUGUUGCACUCCAAUAUUAUGCGCAGACUUGAGCUGCUCCAUCGUGUUCCUGUUGGUGCAAGGUCUGUAUCAUAUGAACUGCCGGACAUAGUUGAGGCUGCAUUCGAGCUUCUGUCCUAUCUUCUUUUGUUGAAGAAUGAGAGUUUGAUUCUCGAGCUCUUUCAGGCGCUCACAGAAAAGCUCUUCAUUCCCCCCGAGGCCGUACAACAGGCGCCUACCACUUCGACCGACUUUUACUACAUUGUUUCGGUGACCCUUUCCCGAGCAUGCUUGUACUGGUACAAACGUGGUCUCGCUCAUCGCCUACUUCUCAGAUAUCUUCCCUCCGGUGUAGAUCUGACGACUGCUAUUCGACAGAAAAACGCAUCUCUAAAUUCUCCGACUCCGUCGCCGGCAGAUGAACAGUCCAUAGAAGAACCACAGCAGUCCCUAGAUCCCCAAUUACUUGACCUCAUCACUGACACCUUAUACGCGACUCUCCGGAAUCCCAAUCUUUUCGAGCUCGAACUCUGUGUUGAUGUCAUCUCUCGAGUUCAUCUAUUAGCCCCCAUUCAAGGCGGUAUUAUUCGCUUGGUUUAUACAGCCGCUACAGAAUGUAACUCUGGCAAUGUUGCUAGAAGACUGUAUGCAUUCACACGCGAGCCUGCUAUCGAAAAAGAACAUCAUUAUCCUGGUCCCCAAGGUCGAGCAAUAUUGUUCCUGAUGGCCUUUCUUACCCAAGAGAAGGGAAACACUCACUUGGCCCGUGUUCUUGCAAACGAAGUCGUAGAGAAUGAUACAUUCCUUCCAGUUAACGAUAGGCCCAAGUUUCUGACUCUGGUCGCCAGCCAAUCGUUUGGGAAGGCUACCCGAACACUUUGGGAGCGAUACGCAAUCGGGAAAGACAAGGCAUCGGUGGUUGGUUAUAAUGCUCUCUUAACCCGUAUUGUGAGGCUCUUCACGCGAAUGGCCAGAUUGAUUGAGGCAGAUCUUCCGGACAACGGCGAGGAUGCAUCUGAUACGUUGCAAAACGAACAACUCGGUGAUAGUUCCAUUAAUAUAGGAUGGGAAGUAAAUCAUGCAGGUAGCAACCACGAAGCAUCAUCCAACGCUUCACAGCGGAGAGAUCCUAAUGGCAAGCCCAGUGUAGCUGAACUCAGUGAGCGUGCCAAAGACAUCAGACUUUUCGUGCAAAGGGUCAUAGAGGCUUUUGUUCAAGUCCAUGAACCACUAGCACAUGCUAAGCAUGCGAAUUUAUCUUCGCUGGCGCGAGUUUAUUUUGUUAUUGGAGAUUUUACCAAAGGCUUCGAGGUCUUUAGAAACCUCAUUCGUCGUCGUGAAGUUCCGGACUUACACGACAUCAACAUCGGCCUUUCCGCUCUUGCUGAGCAUAAUCCUCGUAGCGCUGCUAGAAUGAUUGAAGUCAUGACCCAGAGGGGAAUUCAACCCAACUCAGUUACGUUCGGUACGGUCAUUCAUCAGGCACUAGUUCACGGGGACAUGCAACUAGUGGGGGACUUGCUUCAACUGGCACGUCAGGCUGGCAAUAUUCAACUUUCCCCUCAGGGACUAUUUUCACUUACCCGUGCGAGUGUCAUUCUAGAGGAUGGUUCCGGUACAAGGAAGAAUGCGCCUUUGAAGGAUGCAUUAGAACUUUUCAAAUCUUUACCGGACAAUGGGAGGCUUUCGUCUCCGGACAUGGGGAAGUUUAUGGUAUUUGCGGCUCUUCGGGAAGGCGAACCUGUGUUGGCCUUCGAGUUUUGGAAAUUGCUCUUAAAGUAUUCCUCGGAAUGGGAUGACCAGGAGCAAAUCUUCGUACGACGCCUCUUACGACGAAGUAUCAUUCAGACUCUAGGUUCAGGAAUGUCAAGGUCGAACAUGCUUAACCAACUUUGGGAGCGACCGCCAUAUCAUGCUAUGAAGUGACAAGACGUCUGCAACCCAAAUAAAGUAAUAUAUACACUACCCCAUAAUUCAUUCGCUCAUAAUAAACUACAACGUAUGGGACGAAGGGAACUAUGGUUCACGUGGAGGAAGGUUUAAAAAGUACCGAAUCGGAUUCGGGUGUUAUGUCCUGUAGAAACUUGAUCAUAUCAGAACGAAAGUGGAAGGCAUUGGGCGACUGGCCAGAUGGUGAG
Messenger RNA from Lentinula edodes (shiitake mushroom), 2766 nucleotides. RefSeq lists its product as uncharacterized. The record is from RefSeq and is a predicted model, not a curated record. Lineage: Eukaryota; Fungi; Basidiomycota; Agaricomycetes; Agaricales; Omphalotaceae. Gene Ontology annotation, molecular function: protein binding. The coding region runs from base 92 to 2554 and encodes 820 amino acids. The transcript is spliced from 2 exons.